This is a messenger RNA of Nematostella vectensis (starlet sea anemone), 2290 nucleotides long. Its product is annotated as G-protein coupled receptor 54. The record is from RefSeq and is a predicted model, not a curated record. Lineage: Eukaryota; Metazoa; Cnidaria; Anthozoa; Actiniaria; Edwardsiidae. Gene Ontology annotation, molecular function: G protein-coupled receptor activity. Gene Ontology annotation, cellular component: membrane. Gene Ontology annotation, biological process: G protein-coupled receptor signaling pathway. The coding region runs from base 970 to 1956 and encodes 328 amino acids. The transcript has 2 exons.
CUAGCCACCUGAAGUAAGUUUAAUGCAGGUUCUAAAUUGUAUUGUUUGAAUGUUAUAACAGCACGUCAAAAGCACUUGUUAAAAGCUUAUUUCACCAAUUCACUUCCCACCCUCUUUUUUAAGAUAAAGUCAAAAUUCGAGAAUUAAUUACCGAUUUAAUAUCAAACCCUGAAGAUUUCUGACAAGAAAAGACGAUUAUCUGACCAAGAAACAUCCUGAAACGUGGGUCAUUAUUAUUCAAGAAUUUCCACCUUCCCGUCACAUUAAUUAUUUAUAUAAACUAGUUUAUACCCAGGCAGCAUACGGGCGACAUAAAGCAGAGGCCACGUUUAAUCAAAACUUAUUGCAGAAAAAUGACAAAGAAUGAACUACAGGGGAGGAAUGUAAUUUUCGGUAAUGCAUUCAAUUUGAAAACUUCAUCGUAUUUAAAAAGUACAAUUGAAGGAAAAUGAAAGUCGAAACUGGAGUUAGAAAGGCCGGCUUGUACUGAACCGGGCAUUGGAUAGGUGACAAGACUGUCAAAGGCAAAUACUGGCAACCGAUGUUAGCUGAGCGCUCUUAGCUGUUAGCAGGUUAUGACACCUGGUUUCCUCGACAGGAAUUGACAAGUUUAUAAGAGAGGAAAAAGCCUUUUAAUCCUUUAAUCUUCCUGGCCCGGGGGGGGUCUUCAAGGUAAAAGUGAUAGGGAUGCUCGUCGGAAAGUUCGAAAAAUACCUCUAAAAAUACCUGCACGACCAAAAAUUGCUACCCUAAACAAUACCUUAGGAGCCUUAAAAUAUUUUUUUUGCUCGGAUACCCCCAAAGAAUACCUUAGGCCCGAUUUUGACCCCUAAAACAUACGAAGAGCAUCCCUAUCAAGUCGAUAUGGGAAGAACCCCCCCCCCCCCCCCUGGGCUUCCGGGAUUGACAUGUGAUUCCAUAGGCUUCGAUAAAUCAUAAGCGUAUUGAACUAUCAUUAGUUCAAAAAAGAUGUUGACAAGCUUGGAAGCAACUGCGCUGGCUGUGGUGUUUGGUGUGCUAGUGUUUGUCGAUCUUGUUGGAAACUCGCUGGUCUGCUAUGUGAUUCUUAAAAACCAUCACAUGCGAACUCCCAUGAACUAUCUUCUUGCUAAUCUAGCAGUUGCAGAUAUUCUGGUGGCAGUCUUUCUCACUCCUCAGUACAUCUUUCGCCGGUUGUUUUCUCAUCCUGCCGGAGUGGCUGGGGACUUCGUCUGCAAGUUUUUCACGGGAGGAUUUCUCACUUGGCUCGGUGGAGCGGCUUCAGCUUUUACUUUGGUGGCAAUAAGCUUUGAAAGGCACUACGUCGUCCAUCACAACCGCCACAUAACGUCUCGCAAGCUCAAAGCAGUCAUCGCCGCCAGCUGGGUGUAUGCCUUAGUGGUCGAGCUCCCGCCUGUGAUAGCCUACCAAUACAACAGCAUCGGCGACUUCUGUGUAGAGGCCUGGCCCUCUUCUACCUACCCCAAGGUGUACACAGUCAUCACUUUCCUUCUCGAUUUCGGCAUCCCAACAGCCCUGAUGACGUACUUCCACGCACGCGCAGUACAGACCCUCCGACAGCAGACAAAACACGUGACUAACCACAACUCUCAACAGUUUGCUGCACUCAACGCCAAAAAGCGUGUCACUAUCAUGGUUGUCAUAGUGACUGCAAUUUACAGUGCGUGUUGGCUUCCGGAUGUGACGUCAUACCUUUUAGCGUACUACCAUCCCGAGUUCCGGUAUGGCUCGGUUUUGUACCACACCGCGGUGGUGUUUGUUUGCGUCAGCUCUUGUGUCAACCCGUUUGUGUACAGUUGGCAGAGUGGAUCUUUCAGAAGGCAUCUCAAGAAGGCGAUUGGUUGGAAGCAGGGGAGUAAUCAGAUUACGACCACGACCCUACAAGAAGUUUGCAACCAAAGUCGAUCAUCUGCUCAAGGAAAAUCCUUAGGUCCAGCCAAUAACGAGUCCGUUUGAUAGAAUGUGGCGUCAAUCCCAGGUUUCUGUCUGUCAUUUCUUCUUGAGGUCAUAUUAACAUCGCCUCUUUAAAUUCAUAGUAAAGUAUAAUAACAGUAGCAUUAUACAUGUAAUAGUCCCAUUUACCGUUAAAAGCAUUUAGAGAACUAAGAUCGCAUCACUAUGUUAAGAGAAUGAUGUUUUUCAGUAUAAACAUAAGUCAUUUUGUUGUUAUUCCAUAUCUUCGAGUAGAUUCAUCGAUUUAUCACAUAAAUACAUAUGCGAUUCAAACACAUAAAUACAUAAGCGAUUCAAACACUGUCUGCAUUAUUAAAAAUUAAUUUUCGAGUUUAAA